This is a messenger RNA of Aspergillus novofumigatus IBT 16806, 1151 nucleotides long. RefSeq names its product putative pyroglutamyl peptidase type I. Gene Ontology annotation, biological process: proteolysis. NCBI's taxonomy places the organism in Eukaryota, Fungi, Ascomycota, Eurotiomycetes, Eurotiales, Aspergillaceae. The transcript is spliced from 2 exons. Bases 162 to 1040 code for a protein of 292 amino acids. The record is from RefSeq and is a predicted model, not a curated record.
CUCCUUGAGAGCCAAUUUCAUAUAUCCAUGCUGAUCUAAGGGGGUUGGGACUGAAGCUCUGCAUGUUAUUGAACACCAGAGGAAUAAGAUAUUUCAGUGUCUCAGUUGACACAUCCUGAUCUCCCCUCCAUCAUCAGCAGUUAGUUCUAUCUGUUAUCACCAUGGGUGACUGCGGACCAUCUGUCCCAUCCAUCCACACUCAACUUGCGGGGCAUCCUUCACUAUCUUCUGCGGACUCGGAUGAUAUCAACAUUCUCGUCACUGGGUUUGGUCCGUUCAAGACUAACCUCGUCAAUGCCUCGUACUUGAUCGCCUCAUCCCUUCCUCCUUCGUUCACCUUUACUGUUCCACAAAGUUCAUCCGCAUCCCCAGAGGGACCCACUACGACUCAUCGAGUAUUCAUCCAUGUCCAUCCGAACCCUAUCCCCGUCUCUUAUUCGACGGUCCAAUCAACCGUCCCUUCCAUAGUCGAUGAUUAUGCCAAAACACACGGCGGUCGACGACCAGAUAUUGUCAUCCACAUGGGCAUAGCAGCAACAAGACAGUACUAUUCCGUCGAGACAAAGGCACACCGAGACUCGUAUCUUAUGUCGGAUAUCGAAGGGCGCUCGGGUUACGAAGCUGGAGAGAAACGAUGGAGAGAGCAUGACCUGCCUCCUCUGCUGCAGGCGGGCAGAUCCACCAAUCCCCUAUCUAUCUCGGAUAUUGCAGACAAGACACAUGAUCAAGUGGUAACUCCAUCGUCGCAAGCUGUACAGUCUUCCUGGAACCCACAUCCACCGAACGACAAGCUCCUUAGUAUAUGGAAGUCAUUUGCCGCCGGGGCCGACGUCCGGCUCUCGGAAGAUGCCGGCCGUUAUCUCUGCGAGUUCAUCUUCUACACCAGUCUGGCGCAUGCCUUUAAACAAGGCCUGGACCGGAAUGUGGUCUUCUUGCACGUCCCUGGUGGCUAUAACGAUCAAGCUGUCCAGACCGGGCGAGAGGUUACCAUUGCAUUAAUCAAGGCUCUAAUCACAUGCUGGGCGGACAGGACGAUGUAAAUGCAUGGUGAUGGGGGAUUAGUACAUUCAUGAUUUGCAUGACUUAUACGCAUAGCUUGGGUGCUUAGAUGAUGACAAACAUCUAGUUUAUUGAUCUAAUCAUUGAUAGUC